AUGGCGAUCCUCGGCAAAGUCGAGGUCACAAUCUCCAGUGGCGGAAAGACGUGUCAAGAAUAUCAGCCCAGCGCUGACGACAACGGGGCGCUGAGCGCGUAUGUGUCAUCCAAGGGAUCCUCCACAAUCGUCAAGUACAUCGAAGCCAUACCCGGGGCGAAUUUCCAGAUCGAUUAUGUGGUGAAGGGACACCAUUCAUUCCACAAAUUCGAUUACCUGUCACUGAGUACUUAUGUCGAUGGGCAGUCUGUUGUCUCACCAAUUGUGACAGAGGAAGAGUACAAGAAAAGCCAUUCCCGACAGUUGAACCGGAGUACACGCGGAGCGGAGAGCGGAGCUGGGUCAGAGCGGAAACUGCACCCCUUCCGCUGGAAAGAGCUUUCAAUAACCGACCAGAUACAUGAUGGUGCCACGUCCAAAUCGAAGAAAAAGUACCAACGACUUGGAUCCAUCAGAGUUGAAUUCAUGCGCAAGCGAAAAGCAGAGCAGCUGGACGCCCCAGAGCAUGAAGUAUCUGCAUCUGUGAACGACCCCGUCCCGGAAAAGGCUUUGAAAGGUCAAGCAGUUGAUACGGGAUUCUGCCUGGGAGAAGCAGAGCCGCUAGCAGCCGAAGCAUUACAGGUCCUCGGUCUACUUCCACGGUCUCUAAGCCCUAUCCCAUUGGAUGAAAGAGAUCCAGAUACCCUUACCAGGGAAGAGGCGCUGGAGUUAGUCCGUCGACAAAGAGCAGAGGUGGAAGCUGCUAGAGUCAAGAUCAAGCAGGAAAAGGCCUUGGAGAAUCUGCGACAGCUCGCUGGGUUCAAGCGAGAAAACUCUGGGGAUGAAGACGAGGAGGUCAGCGUCGUCGCAAUCGCAAACAAGAAACCGCGCAACGAACUAGAGACGAUCUACCUGUCGGACUAA
This is a messenger RNA of Capronia epimyces CBS 606.96, 903 nucleotides long. RefSeq lists its product as uncharacterized. Bases 1 to 903 code for a protein of 300 amino acids. NCBI's taxonomy places the organism in Eukaryota, Fungi, Ascomycota, Eurotiomycetes, Chaetothyriales, Herpotrichiellaceae. The transcript has 5 exons. The record is from RefSeq and is a predicted model, not a curated record.